GUGCGUCGUUCGUUACACAAACAAACUGAAUGUGGAAGUCCUGCCGUAGCGCGGCGGCGUGCGUUACAUUCAUUCUGAGCAACAUUCCUAAAAAUAGCCUUUGCUGCUUGACGUCACUCGGCCAAUCACGGAUUAGUUGGGAGGGCGGGGGCAACGCGAGGCCAUUCCGUCAGACGGCCAAUGGUAUUUCGCCAAACAGGGCCCGUUCCGUUAGCUCCGCCCACAAGCCUAUAGCACCGAGCCAAUCAGAAUCCCGCGAAAGGAGCGACUGUGGGCGUGUACAUCUUCCAGUAGGAAAAUAAUCAGUGACGUCACUCAACGGGUUUUUUGCAUGUAAAAGGGCGGAAUCUUGGUUUUGUUGACGGACGGUAAUGAUCCAAUCUGAGCACUUUACUAGUUUGACACACGGACAGGUGGCCAAUCAGUGUCCUUCACUCUGUUAUCAGUCGGGCUAGAUUCAGCCAAUGGGCUCUAUGGAUGGGCCUCGAUCGUCUGUCGGCUGUAGUUGGUCACUCGGCUUGUUUCACACCGAAAGCUACAGUAGGCUAUGUUGAUUCUGGUGAUUUCCCGACCUCAUCGGGUUCGGUAAAACGACAUCCUUGGAGCCGGGUUCGGGAAAGGAAAGGGGACUAGGCAUCCGGCUCGGAGAGUGGCCAGCUUGCACGGUGCGAAAACGGGGUAUUUGCGCUGGGGAGAGGCGUGGGGCCUCGAUCGGCGGGGGCUGCACGGAGGGACAGGCGGGGACAGACGAACCGACCGAGUCGGUCUGGAUGCGCUGGACUCGGCCCGGAGCGCUGCGAUUCCAGCCAAGCACCAUACCACAGCCCAAGACAGAAAGACGAGACACGUCGCUGUCUCCACUCCGGACUAUAACACCAUUUCUUCUUUUUAUAACGGUUCUAUACUGUAGAGGAGAACAGGUGAGCUCACUGCCAGUCUAGACUGUAGCUGUCAAGCUAUUUCAGUCCGGACCGACUGGUUUUGGGAGAACGAACGGACCGACUGCUGGACUCAGCUUGGACCGGGUCCUGGAGAGUCCAGGGCGGGUUGUGGAGCUCGGAUCGCCCGCUGACGGCCUGCCAUCAUGGGCAACGUGCCCACGGCCAAGAAGGGGAGCGAGAUGGAGAGUGUGAAGGAGUUCCUGGCUAAAGCCAAAGAGGACUUUCUCAAGAAGUGGGAGAACCCUGCACAGAACACAGCGAGUCUGGAGCAGUUUGAGCGGUUGAAAACUCUGGGUACGGGUUCGUUUGGCCGCGUCAUGCUGGUCAAGCACAAAGAGACCGGGCAACACUUUGCCAUGAAGAUCCUCAACAAGCAGAAGGUUGUAAAGCUGAAACAGAUAGAACAUACUCUGAAUGAGAAGCGUAUUCUAACGGCUGUCAGCUUCCCUUUCCUGGUACAAGUAGAGUUCUCCUUCAAGGACAACACUAACCUGUACAUGGUGAUGGAGUAUGUGCCUGGUGGAGAGAUGUUCUCUCAUCUACGACGAAUCGGCAGGUUCAGUGAGCCUCAUGCUCGGUUCUACGCUGCUCAGAUUGUCCUCACCUUUGAGUACCUGCACGCCCUGGACCUCAUCUACCGAGACCUGAAACCGGAGAACCUGCUCAUAGACCAGCAAGGCUACAUACAGGUGACAGAUUUUGGUUUUGCUAAGCGUGUGAAAGGUCGAACCUGGACGCUGUGUGGAACCCCAGAGUACCUGGCCCCAGAGAUCAUCCUCAGCAAGGGGUAUAACAAGGCGGUAGACUGGUGGGCGUUGGGUGUGUUGGUCUAUGAGAUGGCAGCCGGUUACCCUCCCUUCUUCGCUGACCAGCCCAUACAAAUUUACGAGAAGAUCGUCUCUGGGAAGGUGCGUUUCCCCUCCCACUUCAGCUCUGACCUGAAGGAUCUGUUGAGGAAUCUACUACAGGUGGACCUGACCAAGCGCUAUGGCAACCUGAAGAACGGCGUCAACGACAUCAAGGGACACAAGUGGUUCGCCACCACUGAUUGGAUCGCUGUAUACCAGAGAAAGGUGGAGGCCCCGUUCGUUCCUAAGUUCAAAGGCCCAGGUGACACCAGCAACUUUGAGGAGUACGAAGAGGAGGAGAUCAGAGUCUCCAUCAGUGAACAAUGUGCCAAGGAGUUCACUGACUUCUAGACCCAACCAGAUAGAGAGGGAUUGAAGGAAGAAGAGAGGGAAGGAGAGGGAGAAGGAAGGAAAGAGGGAGAGAGAUGGGGAGAAGGAAGAAGAGAGAGAAGGAGGGGGAGGGAAGGAAGGAGUGGGAGAGGGAGAAGGAAGGAGAGAGAGAGGGCGAAGGAAGAAGAGAGCGAAGGAGAGGGAGAAGGAAGGAAAGAGGGAGAGAGAUAGAGAGAAGGAGGGAGAGAGGGAAGGUAAACUGGAGUACUGUCUCCUGUUGAAUCACAAGCACCAGCUACGAGAGGGAGAGAAGAAGAGAGGGAGAGAAGAAGAGAGGGAGAGAAGAAGAGAGGGAGAGAAGAAGAGAGGGAGAGAAGAAGAGAGGGAGAUACGGAGAGAAGAAGAGAGAGGAGAGUAAACCAGCAGUGUUGCCCUUUCUGUCCCAUUUGUGUUUUUUCUACUGUUAUUCAUUUAUUAUUUAGUCUCUUUCUAUGCUUCAUCCUUUAUGGAGUGUUGGAGUGGGACCUGUCUCUGUAACAACUGUCUCCUAAUUACCAUAUUGGGACAGGGCCAUUCUCUGAAACAACUGUCUCCUAACUACCAUAUUGGGACAGGGCCAUUCUCUGAAACAACUGUCUCCUAACUACCAUAUUGGGACAGGGCCAUUCUCUGAAACAACUGUCUCCUAACUACCAUAUUGGGACAGGGCCAUUCUCUGUAACAACUGUCUCCUAACUACCAUAUUGGGACAGGGCCAUUCUCUGUAACAACUGUCUCCUAACUACCAUAUUGGGACAGGGCCAUUCUCUGUAACAACUGUCUCCUAACUACCAUAUUGGGACAGGCGCCAUUCUCUGUAACAACUGUCUCCU
This is a messenger RNA of Salmo salar (Atlantic salmon), 2991 nucleotides long. RefSeq names its product cAMP-dependent protein kinase catalytic subunit alpha. Gene Ontology annotation, biological process: protein phosphorylation. Gene Ontology annotation, cellular component: nucleus; cAMP-dependent protein kinase complex; cytosol. Gene Ontology annotation, molecular function: protein kinase A regulatory subunit binding; ATP binding; cAMP-dependent protein kinase activity. NCBI's taxonomy places the organism in Eukaryota, Metazoa, Chordata, Actinopteri, Salmoniformes, Salmonidae. The record is from RefSeq and is a predicted model, not a curated record.